AUGCAUUAUGAAAUUCCAAGAGUAUUGAUAUGUCUUACAUUAAUAACUUUUGUUUAUGUUGGUUCUUCUACAAAUAAUUAUUAUACAGUGUUGCAAAAUUUUCAAUUUUCUCAUGGUAAAAAUCUAAGUCAUCCAUCAUUAGUACGUGUAUUAUGUUUAAUACUAACAUCACCAAAAUAUAUUCUUACACGAGCAAAAGCUGUUCAUGAAACAUGGGCACCACAAUGUGAUCGUUACUUUUUUAUAACAGAAUCUCUUGGAAAUGAUGUAAAAUCAAAAGAAAGUAAUUUCAUAGAACAAUUACCUAUUGCACCAAUUAAAAAUAUUACAACUGGUUAUGAUCAUCUAACACAAAAGUCAACAUUAGCCUUUUUAUUUGCAUAUGAAAAUUAUUUUAAUGAUUUCAAUUGGUUUGUCAAAGCAGAUGAUGAUACAUAUGUGAUUGUUGAACAUUUGAAAAAAUUUUUAAGUGAACAAAAUUCAUCGGAACCUGUUACAUUUGGAUAUAAUUUUAAGGUACACGUUCCAAAAGGAUAUCAUUCCGGUGGAGCAUCUUAUGUAUUAAGUCGAGAAUCACUACGACGAUUUUAUGAAGCACAACAAGAUCCAACAUCAAACUGUCGUAAAGAUGGUGGUAGUGAAGAUAUCGAAAUAGCGAAUUGUCUUCGUACAAAAGGUGUGUAUCCAGGUAAAUCACUUGAUAAACAAAAUCGUGAAUUAUUCCAUCCACUUCCAUUCGUUGAUCAUUUUCGGGGUUUCUUUCCUGAUUGGCUUGCAACAUAUGCUGAGAAUCCACCACAAAGUGUAAAUUAA
This is a messenger RNA of Rotaria sp. Silwood1, 813 nucleotides long. The record is from the annotation of a GenBank genome assembly. Lineage: Eukaryota; Metazoa; Rotifera; Eurotatoria; Philodinida; Philodinidae.